Molecule: messenger RNA, 3811 nt
Organism: Trichechus manatus latirostris (Florida manatee)
Lineage: Eukaryota; Metazoa; Chordata; Mammalia; Sirenia; Trichechidae
Gene: CLEC16A
Product: C-type lectin domain containing 16A
Exons: 18
Coding region: 137-2365 (742 amino acids)
Biological process (GO): endosome to lysosome transport; endosomal transport; regulation of autophagosome maturation
Cellular component (GO): late endosome; endolysosome membrane
Source: RefSeq, a predicted model, not a curated record
GGGGAAGAAGGUGGUUGGCGGUCUGUCUACCACCUCCGCCUCUACCUCCUCCGCUUUGAGCUGCCCCGCGGGCGCCCGGCCGUUCCGCCGCUCGGGCAUGAGACCGUGAAGCGAGUGUCGGGGCCGGGCCGCGGACAUGUUUGGCCGCUCGCGGAGCUGGGUGGGCGGGGGCCAUGGCAAGUCCUCCCGCAACAUCCACUCCUUGGACCACCUCAAGUAUCUGUACCACGUUUUGACCAAAAACACCACAGUUACAGAACAGAACCGGAACCUGCUAGUGGAAACCAUCCGUUCCAUCACCGAGAUCCUGAUUUGGGGAGAUCAAAAUGACAGCUCUGUCUUUGACUUUUUCCUGGAGAAGAACAUGUUUGUUUUCUUCUUGAACAUCCUGCGGCAGAAAUCGGGUCGCUACGUGUGUGUUCAGCUGCUGCAAACCUUGAACAUCCUCUUUGAGAAUAUCAGUCACGAGACCUCGCUCUAUUAUUUACUCUCUAAUAAUUACGUAAAUUCUAUCAUUGUCCAUAAGUUUGACUUUUCCGACGAGGAGAUUAUGGCAUAUUAUAUAUCGUUCCUGAAAACACUUUCGUUAAAACUCAACAACCACACUGUCCAUUUCUUUUACAAUGAGCACACUAACGACUUUGCCCUGUACACAGAAGCCAUCAAAUUUUUUAAUCACCCCGAAAGCAUGGUUAGAAUUGCUGUAAGAACCAUAACCUUGAACGUCUACAAAGUGGAUAACCAGGCCAUGCUGCACUAUAUCAGAGAUAAAACUGCCGUUCCUUACUUCUCCAAUUUGGUUUGGUUCAUCGGGAGCCACGUGAUCGAACUUGAUAACUGUGUGCAGACGGAUGAGGAGCACCGGAAUCGAGGGAAACUGAGUGACCUGGUGGCUGAGCACCUGGACCACCUGCACUAUCUCAAUGACAUCCUCAUCAUCAACUGUGAGUUCCUCAACGAUGUGCUCACGGACCACCUCCUCAACAGGCUCUUCCUGCCCCUCUACGUGUACUCGCUGGAGAAUCAGGACAAGGGAGGAGAACGCCCGAAAAUCAGCCUGCCAGUUUCUCUCUAUCUUCUCUCCCAGGUCUUCCUAAUUAUACAUCAUGCACCCCUGGUAAACUCGUUAGCUGAGGUCAUUCUGAACGGUGAUCCAUCUGAGAUGCACGCUAAGACUGAGCAGGAUGUUCAGAGAACUUCUGCCAAGCCCAGCAUUCGGUGUUUCAUUAAACCCACCGAGACGCUAGAGCGGUCCCUUGAGAUGAACAAGCACAAGGGCAAGAGGCGGGUGCAAAAGAGACCCAACUACAAAAAUGUUGGGGAGGAAGAAGACGAGGAGAAAGGGCCCACCGAGGAUGCUCAAGAAGACGCCGAGAAGGCUAAAGGUACAGAGGGUGGUUCAAAAGGCAUCAAGACGAGUGGGGAGAGUGAAGAGAUAGAGAUGGUGAUCAUGGAACGCAGCAAGCUCUCAGAAGUGGCCGCCAGCACCUCCAUGCAGGAGCAGAACACCACAGACGAGGAGAAGAGGGCCGCUGCCACGGGCUGCAGCCAUAGUGUGCAAUGGAGCAGACCCUUCCUGGAUAUGGUGUACCAUGCCCUGGACAGCCCGGAGGAUGACUACCACGCCCUCUUCGUGCUCUGCCUCCUCUACGCCAUGUCACAUAACAAAGGCAUGGAUCCGGAAAAAUUAGAGCGAAUCCAGCUCCCAGUGCCAAAUGCAGCCGAGAAGACCACUUACAACCAUCUCCUGGCUGAAAGACUUAUUAGGAUAAUGAAUAAUGCUGCCCAGCCAGACGGGAAGAUCCGGUUGGCGACACUGGAGCUGAGUUGCCUGCUCCUAAAGCAGCAAGUCCUGACCAGCAACGGCUGCAUCAUCAAGGACGUGCACCUGGCCUGCCUGGAGGGUGCAAGAGAAGAAAGCGUUCACCUGGUGCGGCAUUUUUACAAGGGAGAAGAAAUUUUUCUGGACAUGUUUGAAGAUGAGUACAGGAGCAUGACGAUGAAGCCCAUGAAUGUGGAGUACCUCAUGAUGGACGCCUCCAUCCUGCUACCCCCAACGGGUACGCCACUGACAGGCAUCGACUUUGUGAAGCGCCUGCCGUGUGGCGACGUGGAGAAGACCCGGCGGGCCAUCCGGGUGUUCUUCAUGCUCCGCGCCCUGUCACUGCAGCUGCAAGGUGAGCCCGAGACCCAGUUGCCGCUCACGAGGGAGGAGGACCUGAUCAAAACCGAUGACGUCCUGGAUCUGAGUAAGUGGACUGUCCUGUGUGGCAGCAGGGGGCUGGGAACACUGACUUAUGCACCACUGCGGGGGUCAGUGUGCAAUGUGCAUUUUGUACUAUGGCCGAUCUGUGACUGCCUGUGAAACUUUCGAAGCAAGGGCCCCAGAUUCUGGGUGCCUGAGGUCCAUCUGAGGCACUGCUUUCUGCAGGCUGGGUGGAGCUGUGCUGGUGGUUUGCUCAGAGGUCUGUGGAGGGCGAGUGGGGUCUCAAGUAGGGGUGGACACAGUGCCAGGAUCCCUGCCCUUCACAUACCCAUAACAGCACCAGUUUUAUUGGUUUGGUGUAUUAGAGAUUUUCUGUAUGGUUCCAAUGAUAAAAGGAUUCUGCUGAUAAAAAGAAAAGCUUGUGAAGUAAAUCACUGAUGUUUAGAUAAAGGCGAGGGCUUUGAGGCGGGAAUCCCACGUGCUCGGUGUGUAACCUUCGGCUGCUUAUUCAACCACUCAGUGCCUCAGUGUUCUCAUCUGUAGCAUAGGAUGGGAUUUAAAGAAGGUGACAGAUAUAAAGCCUAGUCCCUGUUCCCCAUCACCUCUCUUGUAUUUGUCUAGUUUCUCUUUCCUCCCUUCAGUAUGGGCUGUGUGCACACUCACGAGCAAGAUGGUUUUCUGUCUCUCAAAGGCACAUGGUACAUUCAGAGUCUUUGGUUGUAAGAGAUGGAAAAUGCAACUCAGGCUGGCUUAAGGAAAAAGAAGGAGGAAUUGGUUGAUGCCACUGGAAAGUCUGGGAGUAGUCCACCUUCAGGCAUGGCUGGAUCUGGGUCCUCAAGCAGUGUCAUCAGGAAGCUGCCAUACUCCGUCCCUCAGCUCCGCUUUCCUCUGUUCUAGCUUCAUCUCAGGAGGGCGCUCCUCAGGUAGUGAUAGGAGCUCUCCCAUCAGCACCUCCAACAUUUGCUAGGCCCACUAAAUAACCCUGACAGAAAAAGAGCUUCUCUUUCCCGUAACUUAUAUAAAAGUCCGGAGCAGGACUGUCAUUGGACUGGCUGGCCAUAGGACCAUCCCUGAACCAGGAAGUGGUCAGAGGAAUGUGAUUCACUGAUUGGCUAGGCCGGGAUCACAUGUCCAGCCCUGGAGCUGGGAGGUGGGGCCAGUUCAUUUUCAACCUUAUAACCUAAGAGUGAGGAAGGAGGAGGCCCUCAGAGGAAAAUCCUAGAGAAGCGAUGGAUGCUGGGCAGACAGAAACAACAGAUGGCCGCUCUGUAGCAUAUGUUGAGGACAGAGUCAUCGUCGUCAUCAUUGUUGUUGUUUUAAUCAGCUUUAUUGUGGUAUAAUUUACAUACAGUAAAAUUCACCAAGUUUUAAUGUAAAUUCAAUGAAUUUUGAUAAAAGGACUCAGUUGUGUAACCAACAAUCAUGAUAAAGAACGUUGAAGAUUAGCUCUUGAGCCAGACAUCCCUGUUCCACUCUGUAUUACCUGCCCUGUAUUACUUUAAGCAAAUGACUUGAAACCUCCUCAGCCACCCUUUCCUUGCCUGUAAAAUGGGAAUGAUUUUUCUUAUAUUAGAAGGCAUUUUGAGGAUUGAGCAAAAUAUAUGA